This is a messenger RNA of Ostreococcus tauri, 1056 nucleotides long. Its product is annotated as unnamed product. The record is from RefSeq and is a predicted model, not a curated record. NCBI's taxonomy places the organism in Eukaryota, Viridiplantae, Chlorophyta, Mamiellophyceae, Mamiellales, Bathycoccaceae. The coding region runs from base 1 to 1056 and encodes 351 amino acids. The transcript has a single exon.
AUGCUUCCGGCUUCGGACGUGCACGGCGCGUGCGUUCGCGUUAAGCGCGCGCUCCGUCGCGCUAAAUUUCCUCUCAACGAACGGGGGACUCGAAUCGACGCAGACGUGCGAAACGGCGCGGGGGAAUUCUUCGUCGCCGCGCUUCGUCACGUCCUGUGCUCGCGCUCGAGCGUGUCGAGAGAUAUUGGCGACCGCGGGCACGAUUUACUGGGGAUCGAGAACGAUUUGCGAUUCACCGAGCGCGCGUUUCGAGCGAUGAUCGACGUGUUCGGGUACAAGCCGAGAGUCAGCGCGUCGCAGUUCGCGUCUGCGAGCGGAUUCGCCGUGGUGAAGAUGACGACGCUAUUGGACGCGCUGGCGCACGUUGAAGCGUGCGAAACAGAGAUAAAUCGGCGAGAUCGAGAUGGAGUUCGACGUCCUGAACGGCGAGCGAGAUCGCGCGCUCGAUUUCCCAAACGAGAGUCGACGCAGCCGGCGACGCGCAUGGAGACAAGAUUCGUGACAUUCGACGAAGAUAGCGAAGACGAGAGCGUGAGAGCAUUUGAUGUACGCGCGUUUGAAGACUGGGAUUUCGUAGACGCGGAAGGAGGGGUAGGAAACGGACAUGAAAGCGCUCACCGCACUGCGCUCGAGCGUUCCGAUGGGACCAUGUACUCAAAUCCACAGUAUCUCUCGCCUGACUGUCGGGCGAUACCUCUUGAUUUCGAUCGGCUGGCUGUCGACACUUUAAGAGUUGAGUUUGCGGAGAUGUUAGGGAGGUUAUCGCGUGUGGAAAAGGAACUCACGAUCGUGACAACAAAGUAUCGCGAUUUGGAGCAGCGAAUCGACGUAAAGAUGGAGAAGGCUACAACAGUCAACAUGGACAACGACAACGACGAGGACGACGUCGACGAGAAAGAAAACGCCAUGAGUGUUUUAGAGUCGAGUCACUCUCCCCGAGAUCUAGCGAAUUCACAAUCUCCAAAAGAAACAACAGAGCAAUUCAUCAGUCGAUACAUCGAAAGGUUACGUGAACUAAGCGCGCGCGAUGAAUGGGACAGUAAAACAUCAUUCUAG